Molecule: messenger RNA, 1285 nt
Organism: Solenopsis invicta (red fire ant)
Lineage: Eukaryota; Metazoa; Arthropoda; Insecta; Hymenoptera; Formicidae
Product: ADP-ribosylation factor-like protein 16
Exons: 2
Coding region: 508-1035 (175 amino acids)
Molecular function (GO): GTPase activity; GTP binding
Source: RefSeq, a predicted model, not a curated record
AUGUAAAUAUAAUUAAUUUAAUAACAAAUUUACACAUGCAUACACAUUCAUUUACGCAUCUAUAUAUACAUACAUGAAUAGUUUUGUAUAAAGUCAUAAACUAUUGUAUAUGCUAGAACCAUUUUCAAUUAAGGUAUUUGAAUGCAAUCAUAAAAAAUAGAAAAAGAACAUCUGAAAUAUAAAAACAUAAUUUGUAUAGAUAAUUAAAAGUUUCAAGAUAUGUUUAGCAUUCCCAUUUAAAUAAAAAAUUCAAAUAAAUGAUGAUUAAGACAUUUUUGUGAAUAAUUGUUAUGAAGUUAACGAGUUUUGCAAUUACAUACCAUAAUUACGUAUUUUAAUUCAAUCAUCGGUAGAUGCUUUUUAUUCUAACAACAAAUCUGUUAAAUCAAUAUUCGUCUAUUGUGCGCCCUGUACGUGUCGAAACUGCAGUCGUUUAUUAAGCAGACAAUUUAUAGACGCGUCUUAACAUCAAGUUAAUAAUAGUUAAUAGAAUUUGAAAUAUAGAAAAUGUGUCUCUGCCUUGGACCAUUCAAAUCGGGCAAAACUCUCCUAAUGAAAAGUCUCCAAGGAGACGAGAUCGAUGACGCAACUCAUACUGUGCCUACCAACGGAAUAAAUAUAUACACUGUAAAAAAUGAUACUGGCGAAUUCGAUAUGGUGAUUAAAGAAAUUGGCGGCAAUAUGGCACCAAUAUGGAAACACUAUUUUGAUAAGAUUCAUAAAAUAAUCUACGUGGUGGAUACGAGUAAUCUAUGCCAAAUAAGUGCAGCAGGUGUUCUGCUUUAUUCGUUCCUCGUGGAACCGAGACUACAAAACGUGAAAAUCGCGCUUAUUUUAAACAAAAUGGAUGUUUCAUAUCGUCAGAUGAGAAACGAAGCUUUGCUGAUGCUACAAUACGCGCGUUUACAGAAAGAAAUAACUCAGAAGAUCACUGUGCUGGAGACCAGCGGUAUGACAGGCCAAGGAAUAGAGAGUUUACGCAGCUGGUUAUUCGAUCCUGAAACGCUGCAGGCUACGCUCAAGGCUAAUAGAUAGGCAACGAUUGUCAUUGCACGAGAAAGAACAAAACUUAAAAUGUAUCAUCCUUUUUAUUUACACACUCGAACUUACAAAGAUACAAAGACAUUAUUCUACAAAUCCUCGAGCAUCCUUGAAAAUAAUUCAUUAACGAAUAUUAUUGUAUAUUACUUCUACGAUCGAGUCUAAAAAAAUACUGCGACGGAUGCUAACGCACAACUGAACAUUGAUAUGAAUCUUCACACAAUACUUACAAAUGUUAAAGAAA